UGGGGCGGGGCGGAUCACUUCGGGAAGAUGGCGCUGUGUGUGCUGCGGAACGCCGUACGCGGAGCGGCGGCGCUACCCAGGCUGAAGGCAUCUCUUGUGGCCAGUAUCUGCAGACCUGGGUAUAGCUCCUUGUCCAAUCACAAGUAUAUUCCUCGGAGGGCAGUGCUGUAUGUGCCUGGGAAUGACGAAAAGAAAAUAAGGAAGAUUCCAUCCCUGAAAGUGGAUUGUGCGGUGCUGGACUGUGAGGAUGGUGUGGCUGAAAACAAAAAGAAUGAAGCUCGAUUGAGAAUAGUAAGAACUCUUGAAGACUUUGACCUGGGCCCAACAGAAAAGUGUGUGAGAAUCAACUCGGUGUCUAGUGGUCUGGCUGAAGCUGACCUAGAGACAAUUCUGCAGGCCCAAGUUCUUCCCUCUAGUAUGAUGCUGCCAAAGGUGGAAGGUCCUGAGGACAUCCAGUGGUUUUCAGACAAAUUUUCAUUCCACUUAAAAGGCCGAAAACUUGAACAACCAAUGAAUUUAAUCCCCUUUGUGGAAACUGCAAUGGGUUUGCUCAAUUUUAAGGCAGUGUGUGAAGAAACACUGAAGACUGGGCCUCAAGUGGGUCUUUUCCUAGAUGCGGUUGUUUUUGGAGGAGAAGAUUUUAGAGCCAGCAUAGGUGCGACAAGCAGUAGGGACGCCCAGGACAUCCUCUACGCCCGACAGAAGAUUGUCGUCGUAGCAAAGGCCUUUGGCCUACAAGCCAUAGAUCUUGUAUACAUUGAUUUCCGGGAUGGAGACGGUCUUCUCAAACAGUCAAGAGAAGCCGCUGCCAUGGGCUUCACUGGUAAACAGGUGAUCCACCCCAACCAGAUCGCUGUGGUACAGGAGCAGUUUACUCCGACCCUGGAAAAAAUUCAGUGGGCCGAAGAACUGAUCACCGCCUUCAGAGAGCAUCAGCAGCUGGGAAAGCCUUUCCCAUCUAUUUCUGAACAACAAUCCGACCUGGACCCAGUGAAUCCGGGUGAAAAUGAAAGAUGGAGCAGAAACGUACUCUUGCGAUUCCUGGUCUUCAAAAGCAGCUGGAAGUAUUUCUCAUCUCUGGUGUGCUUGGAGAAGACAAUACAGUUUCAGGAGCCAUGGUCUAAAUGCAAAGGGAUCGAUCACUUUUGAUUCAUGGCUCACCAUUCUUUUGUCUGUCUGUUUUGUUUCAUGUGCGCCUACACCAACUUUCUCUCUCCAGCCUGUUAGUUAAACCUUGGAAGGACAGAUGCACUGUUUUACAGGGGCCAUAAUCCACUGUGGGCAGUAAUGAAGAGGCCCUUGUGUAUCCUCAUUUACUCCAAUAGGAAAACUAGACUAUUGCCUUGUAAAACAGCAUGGGACCCACACCCCAAUCUCCAUGGAAUGUUAACCUGGGGAACCUCCCCAACCAGAUUCAUAAAAUUCAUCAUGGUCCUAGAUGACCCAAAUUAGCUCUAGGCUAUAUGGAAUGGGCCAAAGGCCAAUUGAAGGGUAUAAAUGGUAAAAGAGAGAGGAUCAGAAAAGUGACCCAAAUACAGGAUUUUAGGUCACACAGGUGUGCCUAAGAGUCAGAUUCAUCAUUCUAAGGCUAAGAGGGUCAGGCAUUUCUGGAAAAAAAAAAUUCUGGUUAUGUAGGCUUUUUAAUUUCUCUCUGUUGAAAGAUAAAAUCUGAAGCUAUCACCCAAGAUUCUCAGCCAUGUUUUGUUGUUUACUUCCAUCCUACAAGCACACUCUUUGUGCCUAUCUCAUAACCCUCAUAGUAGCUCCCAGUAUGCCCAUCCCAGAAGUCCUGUGCAGGAGCAGCAAGGGCAAUGCUGAUUAUUGACAAGCUGUACUUUGGCUUAUGAAAUAGGAAAUGGGCUGUGCUAUAUAUGAAUGAACCGUCAAGGGUUAGGGUGGCUCCACCCACUUCCAGAUCUCUGGGAGCUCCUGCUGUCUCUCUGGGCACAUCCUUGACAAGUGAAAAGAAAGUGAAAGAAGUGAUUAGAUUGGACUGAUGUGGCUCAGAGGUAGAGCCAUUGUCUAGAAGGGUCCAAGCCUCAUCUCUAGCACUUUAAAGAUAAAUAAUUUUUAAAAACCUAUUGAAAAAACAGCAUAGU
Onychomys torridus (southern grasshopper mouse) is the source of this 2099-nucleotide messenger RNA. RefSeq names its product citramalyl-CoA lyase (gene Clybl). The record is from RefSeq and is a predicted model, not a curated record. The transcript has 9 exons. Lineage: Eukaryota; Metazoa; Chordata; Mammalia; Rodentia; Cricetidae. Bases 28 to 1149 code for a protein of 373 amino acids. Gene Ontology annotation, biological process: regulation of cobalamin catabolic process. Gene Ontology annotation, molecular function: (S)-citramalyl-CoA lyase activity.